CCUAGUGUUCUCCCCGUCUGUCUUCAGCAUGGCGCUGUCCGGCUCUUCCUCCUCCGUGUCUCUCCGUUUCUCCUCCCUCGCCUCCCGCUCUCUCUGCCCGUGAUGAGGGCUGGAGGAUGGAGCUGCUGGCGGAUCUCUCCUGGAGCUCGGUGGCGCUGCCCCUGGACGCCGUGGUGGCCAAGUUCCGGCUGCCCGCGCUGGUCAGGCUGAGCCAAGGUGAGAAUGUGGAGGGAUUGUCUGAAGAGGAUGUUGUCCUCUUGCACUCAUGCAGGCAGUGGACCACAGUCACUGCCCACUCUCUGGAGGAGGGGCAUUACGUCAUCGGACCCAAGAUUGACAUCCCACUGCAGUACCAGGGGAAGUUUAAGCUGUUGGAUCAGGAUCGGGAUGUGCGCGAGCCUGUACAGUAUUUUUCCAGCGUGGAGGAAAUCGCCGGAACUUUUCCCGAUCGAGUGUUCGUCAUGGAGCCGAUCACGUUCAGCAUGAAGGUGGUAUCGGGGGAGUUCAGUGAGGACAGUGAGGUGUAUAACUUCUCUCUGCAGGCGGGCGAUGAGCUGACCCUGAUGGGCCAGGCCGAACUGCUCUGUGUCCAGUCCCCCCGCGAGAAGUCGCGCCUGGCUGCGUUGCUUCGGCGACUGGGAAAGGCCGGCGGGGCCCUGGGCCGUCCCACCCGCGCCAAGGUGCCCUGCCUGAUCUGCAUGAACCACCGGACUAACGAGAGUGUGAGCCUGCCGUUCGGUUGCCGUGGCCGUUUCUGCACGCGCUCACCGCAGGAGCUGCGCAUGCAGUCUGGAGAGCACACGGUCCGCAGCAUCGUGGAGCGUGUGCGGCUGCCCGUCAACGUGGCCGUCCCAUCCCGUCCGCCGCGGAACCCCUACGACCAGCACUGCGUCCGUGAGGGCCAGCGCUACAAACUCCUCGGCAUCAUCAGCAAGACGGUGGUGCUGUGCUGCGUCCUGCGCAAGGAGGAAGUGACACCCUCCCACUUUCUGCUUCUGACCGACAUGCCGCGCUUUGCCCUGCCAGACGGCCUGCUGCGCAGCGACCCCGUCUACCAGCAGGCGGUGCUGCAGAGCGCCGUCCGCUGCCAAGAAAUGUUCGACCCGGACGAUUACUCGCGGGCUGUGAGGGAAGUCAAGACUGAUUUCAUGGAAGAGUGUCUGAGUCCGCGGAGAAUACGGGUGUGCGUCCAGGGAUUCGGGCGCAACGACCUUGGACAGUCCCUGCAGAGGCUUUCCCUGUGCGUUUACGGGGGCGGAACCAUCACGCACACGCUAACGCAGGGCUGCAGAGACUCGCUGAGCAACACGCACACCUCACAGAGCGAGGGGGAGGGGGAGGACCGCGAGUAUGUCACCCCCGAUUGGUCCACGGAGACGCAGGAGAUUCCGUACGAGGAGCUGUGGACCAAUCAGAGCGGCGGAAGCUACGGAGAGGUCCAGGAAAGCACAGUGAAGGUGGAGCACAACCUCAUAUCCUUCCACUCCACCUCGUCUCUGGACGGGACGACGGGUCCUACCCAAGUGGCCACCACGGUGCAGAUGGAAGCGGGACGGGUGGCAACUCCGCCCCCUGUCCCACCCAAAUCGGAGGCUGUAAAGGAGGAGUGUCGCUUUCUGAAUGCUCCUCCUGUUCCACCUCGCUGUGCUAAAGCAGGAGGCCCCGCCCCUAGCCCGCCAGUCCCGCCCCGCUUCCCUAAAGCCCCACCCACAAACACCCGCAGCCCAAACCUGUCCUAUUACUCCUCAGGCCUGCAAGAGAGCUCGGCUCCUCGUAGCGACAGCAGCUCCCCGUCUCCAGACUCCUACUCCCUGUACUGUUAUCCCUGCACAUGGGCCGACUGCGUGACCUCUGACCCCUCCGUGUCGCCAGACCCCACUCAGCCCGCACAGGCCUGCUGGUCCCACCCCAGGGGGGGCGGGGCCUUCACCUCAAACGUUCUGAACACCCCCCUCCUCAGCGCUGACUCCGCCAACAAGAACUACUCUACUUGCACAAGGCCCCGCCCACAGGCGCAGAACCGCUUUGCUCCAUUUGGCGCCCUAAACCCUUUCGCUAAUCCAGGACACCGCCACAGUUCCUCUGAUUGGCUGGCUCCUGGACGGAGCUCCCCAACUCUGAUACCUGACCUCACUAGCUCUGCCAGUAAGGAGCCUCCAGCCAACCAGGAAACCUCAGAGGCGAGUCCAAGUCCUCUGGCCCGACCAACAAAGAGCUCAGAGGAGGAGGAGGCUGUGACACCAAACCCUGCCUCCAGUUUGGCCACGGCAAGAGGGGCAGAGGGCGGGGCCGUGUCCUCGUGGCGACCGCCCGCGGACCUCUGCUGGCUCUCGGUGGAGGAGGUGUCCGCCAGCCUCCGGUUCAUCGGGCUGUCGGACGACGUGGUCGGCCUGUUCAGCAGAGAAAGGAUCGACGGCUCCAUAUUCACGCAGCUCACGGAGGAGAUACUGUCUGAAGACUUCAACCUCACCAAACUGCAGGUCAAAAAGAUCCUGCAGUUCAUCAAGGGCUGGAGGCCCAAGAUAUGAGCCUUCGAACACAUGCUGCGAACAGAUUUGAGGGCACAUACCUGUAACGAUACGCAAAUGAAGAAGGUACGGUAGUGUCAGACAGAAGUAGCACAAUUGUAUGUGUGAAUAUGAAGAGUGUGUGACCAUUUGAUUUCAUACUAGGGCUUGCACGACUAAUUUUUAAUAGUCGGCUAGGUGUUCAGGAAAAAGUACAACAAGACAUCAGUGAAAAGUAUUAAAAUGACAAGCAUAAAGAAAAGCUUGCUACAAGCAGCGAGCAGCGGAUGCUUCGUUUUGAGAUGCAGGGCAAGUUAUUUUGCUGCAAUUCAAUGUAGUCUUAAGCACUGUUGCUGGAUUGGUUUUACCAUGGUGGGUUCUGUAAUAUAUCUAUGGGAUUUAACUGGGUGAUCUGCAUAAUUUCUCCAAAUCCCACUGGGAUUUAAAGGUCAUAGUCCAGAUAUUCAUAUCAGUGUUGCACACAAUAACAUGCUGCGUGGCAGGUCAGGGCAGGUUUUAUUAUUCUGUGAGCUGGAUUGGAACAGCACUGUUAUUACUGAGGGAGCUCAGAGUUCAGCCAACUGACCGUUUGCAAAAUUAUGAAAAGUCCCGCCUCACUUUGGGCUGCAUUCCCAAACAACCCAACUCCGAA
This is a messenger RNA of Colossoma macropomum (tambaqui), 3159 nucleotides long. RefSeq names its product GRB2 associated, regulator of MAPK1-like (gene garem2). The record is from RefSeq and is a predicted model, not a curated record. The transcript is spliced from 7 exons. NCBI's taxonomy places the organism in Eukaryota, Metazoa, Chordata, Actinopteri, Characiformes, Serrasalmidae. The coding region runs from base 117 to 2528 and encodes 803 amino acids.